This is a messenger RNA of Hippocampus comes (tiger tail seahorse), 3486 nucleotides long. RefSeq names its product S1 RNA binding domain 1 (gene srbd1). The record is from RefSeq and is a predicted model, not a curated record. Gene Ontology annotation, biological process: nucleobase-containing compound metabolic process; translation. The transcript has 20 exons. NCBI's taxonomy places the organism in Eukaryota, Metazoa, Chordata, Actinopteri, Syngnathiformes, Syngnathidae. Bases 505 to 3411 code for a protein of 968 amino acids. Gene Ontology annotation, molecular function: structural constituent of ribosome; mRNA binding.
GCCAGUUUUUACGACUGCUUUCUGCUCCCUUUCAUGUAUUGUCUCCUAAAGAAUGAAAUACAGUACUGUAAAUUACAGGAAAUGAAUUGAUGUGUUGCUAUUUUCCGCCGCGCCGUUAGGGGGCGAGAGCGUGCGUUAAACGGACGACGCUUCCUGUUUUACUUGUUAGAAGAAGCUGGGGAGCACUUUGAAGUUUCUCUCCAACCGGUCAAUUUGCCUCCAAAGUGAUGUGAAUUUUCUGCGAAAUAAAGAGAAAGGCAUAUUCUCCCUCCCGUGAACGUUACGUUUAGCGAAAACGUAGAGUCCAAGUCGCCGUUUGCCGUCAUGACAGUGUGACAGUGACGCGCCAAAUUUGAAAUGAGCUCGACUGACUAGCGAAGAACAGGAACCUAGCCUCGAACCAGCUAGCAAAAUAAAAGACCACGUUGUGAUAUUUAGUCGGCGUCGUGUACACUGUCGUCAGUAUCGGAAGACGUCAUUAUAUUUAAUCCUCCUCUCAGAGAAAUGAGCCGAAGAGCAAGGACCACGGUCAACGUGAACUACGUGGAUUUGGAUUCAGACGAGGACAGUCAGAUUGGCCAGAUCUCCAACCGUUACCAGGUUGACAAUGAAGAAGAAUGGACGCCACCUGAGCCGAAGCCACUCCCCAGUGUCUCAGCUGCAAGUAAGAAGAGACCCUCCAAACCCAAAGUGCCUAAAAGCGAGGAUGCCAAGAGGGGCACAAAACCCCCCAAAGCUGGGCUGAAGCGGCAAAAGCCCGAAAGUAACGCAAAUGCACAGGCUGGAGAUGUUCAAUCACGAUCGACACAGGCAGGACCAAGCAUCAGAACAAAAGAGGAGAGGAUGUCACUUGCCGUCUCAAAGUCAGAACCGGGCGUGCAGGAAGGCCUGUCAUUUGCCGGCCUGACCGCAAAGAAAGAAGAAGAAGACGACGACGAUGAUGAGAACUUCACCUUUGAUGAGCCUCCGCUGAAGAAGCAGAAGACAGGCUGCCGAUCGGCUCGCCAGUCCAAACAAUCGCAAUUGGUGGUGAAAGGGGAACUCAACAUGAACUGGGACCCGAUUGAGGUGCUGUCCACGCUGUCGUGCGUGGAGCGUUGGGUGUGCGCUAACGUCGUCACGCUGCUGCGCGAGGAGAACACGGUGCCCUUCAUGGUGCGCUACCGCAAGGACAUGAUCAAUCACAUGGACGCAGACGCCGUGCGUGACGUCCAGCUGGUGUACGAAGAGCUUUGCGGCUUGGCAAAGAAGACCCAGUCUGUCAUUACCACCCUGAAAAAAGACGGCGUUUUGACUACUGAACUUGAAAAAAGUCUGAGGAGCUGCCGGUCCGCCGAUGAAUUGGAUCACGUGUAUACUCCUUACAAGAAAGGAUGCAAGGUGACCAAAGUGCGCAAGGCCAAAGCGCUGGGCCUCGAGGCCGCUGCCGCUGCCCUGAUCGAGGCGCCGCACAUGCUGGAUUUCAGGACAUGGGUUAAACCUGAAACAGACGGUCUCUCGUCUGUUGAAGAGGUGUCAACAGGCGUGCUCCAUAUUCUGGCCUACACCAUCGCCAAAGACCCCGAAACGCUCACCUAUGUGAAAACAUUGUGUGAGAAUGACGACGUGAGCCUCCACUCGUCGGUGACCAGGACUGCCCUCAAGGAGAAAGAAGAGAAGUCGAAGUCGAGCGACAAGAAGCCGGCGUCUCAGAAAAACAAAAAGCAGGAUGUUGACAAGUUCCACCUCUACUUCGACUUCACCAGCACGGUCCGGCGCGUCCAGCCUCAUCAGACGUUGGCCAUCAACCGUGGGGAGAGUCUGAAAAUUUUGACAGUCAAGGUGAACAUCCCCGAGCGGGUCAAGCAAAACUUCAUGCGGUGGUGCAUCAACAACAGGUGGAAGCCAAAGACGUACGCUCGGGAGGAGCAUCAAGCCCUCAUCAAGGAUUCAGUCGAGGACUCAUACAAAAGGCUCAUUGUGCCUUUUCUCAGCAGAACGUACAGAACAAACCUUACCAAAGCAGCCGAGAAGGAAUCGGUCGCCAUGUUUGUGCGAAACCUCCGCCAGCGCUUGUUGGUGUGUCCGGUCCGGGGCUGCGCCAUGAUGGGGGUGGACCCCGGCUUCCGACAUGGUUGCAAGCUGGCAAUCCUCUCCCCAACCGGUCAAAUCCUCCACACGGAUGUCGUCUACCUGCACGGCUUCCGCAAUGAUAGGGAAGCGGAAAAGCUGCGACAACUUAUGCUGAAAUACAACUGCAGCAGGGUCGUCAUCGGCAAUGGGACGGCAUGUCGUGAGACGGAGGCCUUCUUCGCUGACCUCAUCGCCAAGCACUACUUUCACCCGCUGGAUGUGUCCUACUGUAUCACCAACGAGGCCGGCGCAUCCAUUUACAGCGUGAGCCCCGAGGCAGUCAAAGAGAUGCCCGAUUUGGACCCAAACCUUCGAAGCGCAGUGUCCAUCGGAAGACGCGUCCAGGAUCCGUUGGCCGAGCUUGUGAAGAUCGAUCCAAAACACAUAGGCAUUGGAACAUACCAGCAUGACGUUUCAUCCGCAGCUCUGAAGGCGGCGCUCGAUGGCGUGGUGCAGGAGUGUGUGAGCUUCGUCGGGGUUGACAUCAACAUCUGCUCCGAGAUUCUGAUGAGGCACGUCGCAGGCUUAAACACGGGGAGGGCUCGCAGUAUUGCCGAGUGGAGAGAGCAGAACGGUCCCUUCCUCAAUAGGGAGCAGCUCAAGCUGGUCAAAGGCAUGGGACCAAAGAGCUACCAGCAGUGCGCCGGCUUCAUCAGAAUCAACCAAACUGCCCACAGCGCCAAGAGUGCGCCUCCUCCAGCAGUGCCAGCCAAAGCAGCUGCCAAGAAGGUGAAAGGGAAGUCCAAUGCCACCGUAGCGACGCAUUUCAACCCUCUGGACCAGACCUGCAUCCACCCAGAGUCCUACGAUGUGGCACAGAGGUUUCUUACCCUCAUUGGUGGGAGCGCCAGCCAGAUCGGGAGCGUGCAUCUCAAGCGGAGCGUGGACCAGAAAGUGGCCAGCAGCGGCAUGGACGAGCUGUCCGGAAGGCUCGGCACCACGCCCGAGACCCUCAGGCUCAUUCUCGACGGCCUCACCCAGCCGCCAGGCUUUGACAUACGCCAAGAUUUUGGGCAGGAGGACUUUAAACGGGGCAUUGUAUCCAUUCACGACCUCCAGGCGGGCACGGUCCUGACGGGCCGGGUGGAUAACACGUGUCUCUUUGGGGCUUUCGUUGACCUCGGCGUGGGCCGCUCGGGGCUCAUCCAUAAGAGCAAAUUGACAUUGGACAAAUUGCCCGUUAGCCAGCGCCGCCGCAGCCUGGCGUUAGGACCCGGGGACAGGGUGGAGGUGCGGGUUUUAAAUGUGGACGCUCAGAGGGGGCGCAUAAGCCUGGACCUGGUCAGGGUGCUGCACUAACUUUCACCUUUUUUUCUUUGGUUUUGUGAGGUAUUCUGGAAGAGUUUGUUCCUCCAAUAAAUAAAAGAAACUCUG